AUGUUUCGAUUACUUUUCAACAAUAAAGAAUUUAAAGAGAGAAUUAGCACUAUGUCAACCAAUGAUGCUUUGCAGAUAUCUUCUGUCGGAGCAAAAAGAAUUCUUUGUAUUCUUGACGAAUGCAAGAAAAGAGUUGAAUUUUCAUUAUUAUUACCAACAAUGGCAGAUUUUAUUGAAUCAAACGAUGAAAUUCCACCAAUUAUCAAAGAAUACUCUGCAGAAUUUCAUGCACAUCAACAAUAUUUGUCAUCAAUCAUGACAACAGACGGAUAUCCAAAACCAGGAUUCGAAGAUGCAUUUGAAGAAGAAGUUAUGAUAUGUCAAGAGCUAUCUCGUGAAUUGGUACGUGAAAUGGAUAACUAUCAUUCACUAUUUCAACCUAUUGUUCAACAAAGAGACUCUGCUGUAGGUUCUAAACCAAAAAUUGUUCAAUACCUAGAAGAAAUGAUAAACUUAGAAACAGAAUUUUUCUCAAAACACGUAAAGGAAGAUAAAAAGAGAAAUAGAAUCGUUGCAGAAAUCCAAACAAUGGAAAAAAUCAAUAAAGAGCAUAUUGACGUACUUAAGCAAAAGGAUAUACAACUUAAUAGAGAAAAAGAUAUUAAAAUACGUGCAAAAGAAGAAGAAUUAGAUUCAUUAAAGAAACAAUUAGUACAAGCAAGGUCAAUGGAAGUUCCUAUCAAUACAGAAGAAACAAAAGAAGAUGAAAUUGUAUCUCAUGAAGAAAAUCUCAAAGCAGAAUUUGGUGAAGUUAAUAAUCAAAUGGGAAAAACACAAAAAUCUCAUCAUGAUGAUGAGAACGCUUCACGAAGAUUGAUCAGAAAAGAUGAAGAACAGCUUCAACAUCUAAUUACAAAGUAUGAUACAGAAAUGGCAAAUUUAGGAAAAGAAUCGACGCUUGCCAUGCAAAAAAUGCAAAAAUUAGAGAGUGAUGUGGCUGUUUUAAGGACAUCUUUGGCGGAAAUCAAUGAAAAGAGAGCUCCUGCCAUUGCUGAUGAAAGAUAUUUUUCACAAAUGCAUAUUAGACAGUCAAAACAGAUGUAUGACAUGCUUGAAUCAGUUAAGACAAUCCAAAAUUAUGUAAGACUAUUCUUAAAAACGGCUCCGAAGCCUUCAAAGUCGAAAAAGAAGAAAUGA
Trichomonas vaginalis G3 is the source of this 1137-nucleotide messenger RNA. RefSeq names its product IQ domain-containing protein D family. The transcript has a single exon. The coding region runs from base 1 to 1137 and encodes 378 amino acids. NCBI's taxonomy places the organism in Eukaryota, Parabasalia, Trichomonadida, Trichomonadidae. The record is from RefSeq and is a predicted model, not a curated record.